GUAUUUUAAACUGAUGUUGUUAUGCUGGUUUUGUGUUAGGGCUGUGUUAGUAGAAGGGUGUGUGUUUAUACAUACACAUACACACACUCACUCGCAAAGCUCCGAUUAGCACGGCUGGCUUGCUGGCUGCGUAUACGGUGAAGAAAGACGUUCAACAAUAACAUUCCACUCGCAGAUGGCGUGUUUUGAGAAAAAGUGCAUCAUUGUAACAGCUAUCCUUCUGACUUGCUGGUUGACAACUGCCAGUUCGCUCAGAUUCCUUUACGGGGAAAUCGGACUGCCGUUUGAGAUGCGUUGUCUGCCUGUGAGCACGGCGAGACUUCGCUCCGACAACGUCGUUGUGUGGCGACUGAACGGCUCAGCGAUGCACAACAGCUCCGACUUCUUCAUUCAGAGCACCCUCCUGAGAUUAAAGAAAGUCGUCCUCUCGAAUCGAGGAGAAUACUCGUGCCACGAUGCCAGCACGGGCCGCGAGUUGGACCGCGUUGCUUUCAAGCCAGGAUAUCCUCCACAUUCGAUAAACGUCUCCUGCAGGUGCAACGAUUACUCAAAUUGCCUCUGCACCUUCCAUUUAAACAGAGAAACUUUCCUGCCCACCAAUUACACUGCCGUGUACUGGGAUAAAUCAUUCAAAGAUUGUCUCACAGAAAGUAAAGACAGCUGUCUUAUACGAAAUGUAUAUUUGUUUGCUGUUGAGAUGUUCACACUCACAGUAACUGCAGUCAACGACCUCGGAUCCACAAAUGUUACCGCCACCUACACGGAUAACAUCGUUCAGCCGGAUCCUCCAGAGAACGUGACGGCGCACCGUGUGAAGAAUGCCAAAAGCAGCAUUCUUGUCACCUGGCAGGAGCCGUCCACGUGGAAUAGUGACAUGCAACUCAAGUAUGAAAUGGACUACAAGCCGAAUCAAACAUCAAGCUGGCAAACGGUGGAAUUGAACGAGAAUCAUUUCACCAUCACUGACGCUCGUCAAGGGGAGCCGUACGUGGUGCGUGUGCAUUGCCACGAUAUCUUUCUGGGCAGGUGGAGUGAGUGGAGCCCCCAAGUCUACGUAGGGACAAAGCAGGUGUUUGGCGUUCUUGGCUCGGAGGUCACCUUGAAGUGUAGCUUCCCUGAAGAUACAAUGGGUGGCCAAUUCGUGUGGACAUUGAAUGGCUCUGGACUCACAGCCAACAGCGACGUCUCUCUCCGGCAGAACCGCCUCACGCUCAACAAUGCCAGUGCUCAGCACGCAGGGUCCUACUCCUGUUCCCCUGCCGGCACGAAUGAUGCUGUAGACUACAUUCUGCUCAACCUCGGAUGUAAGAUGCAGACCCAGCGUUUUGAUUUUUUUUUAAUUGACCGCAACUUUGCAUGAAGUUUUGCGCACGUGCGUAUACAUAUGAUUGGAAUUUGUUUCAUUAUGUGGAGCAAUGGCACAGUCACGAGUGCACUGCGCUAUCAACAACAAGGCAACUCCUAUGACUAAUUGGGAAUGGGACGCAAGCGUAGGAUUGAUCACCCUGUCACUGGCCGCCUUUGGGGAGGGUGUAUAGUGUGAAAGGCCGAAACACCCUAGGAACCAAAGGUACACUACUGAUGAUGCGCUCCCCAAAUUUCACCAGGCUCACUGUUCAUGAACUCUUGGAAGUGCUUGCACAAAGGAUAGUAACAUCUCAUCCUGUGUUCUUGGAAUCUAAUCAGCGACCCGAAUUUUUUAUUCCCAACAACGGAGAAUUCUACACAAGCUGCUUCUGGGCCCCUCAUCACAAACCCACACUGAGCAGUGCGGUGGUGGAGAAUAAUAAAACAAGCCCCAUCGCACGACGUGGAAAGGCCUUCAUCCGGCAGUAUUCAUAGUUAUUCCGUAACUUAAAAAAAUCUCUGCAAAAAAAUGUUAUAAUAUACACGGCCUUUU
Lethenteron reissneri (Far Eastern brook lamprey) is the source of this 1900-nucleotide messenger RNA. Its product is annotated as ciliary neurotrophic factor receptor subunit alpha-like. The record is from RefSeq and is a predicted model, not a curated record. Gene Ontology annotation, biological process: cytokine-mediated signaling pathway. Gene Ontology annotation, molecular function: protein binding; cytokine receptor activity. NCBI's taxonomy places the organism in Eukaryota, Metazoa, Chordata, Hyperoartia, Petromyzontiformes, Petromyzontidae. Gene Ontology annotation, cellular component: external side of plasma membrane.